Molecule: messenger RNA, 789 nt
Organism: Knipowitschia caucasica
Lineage: Eukaryota; Metazoa; Chordata; Actinopteri; Gobiiformes; Gobiidae
Source: the annotation of a GenBank genome assembly
AUGAAGAUAAAAGUGAUUGAAAUGGCGUCAGGAGCAGUGCUGUGUGCGGCGGCUCUGCUCAACUUCGCCUUCGUCUUCAUCACCGGCUCAGACUUUAUCCGCUUCGUUUCGUUCAGAGAGAUUUAUCACAACAUCACCGGCGAAACGACCCGGUGCCAGGACUCUGUGGCCUGGUCCUCUGCUCUGUGUGACCCACGGGUGCUGGGUUCUCUGCUCGGAGACCUGUGUCUGGUGGGUCUGUUCGCGCUGCAGCACAGUGUCCUGGCCUGGACUCCGGUCAAACAGGUUUGUGAGCGGAGCCUCGGGGCCAUGAGCCGCUCGGUCUACUGCUUCACCACCGCCCUCACGCUGCAGGUGUUGAUGCGGUGUUGGCAGCCGGUCAGUGGCGCCCCCUGCCUGUGGUCGGUCAGAACUGCACCCUGGAGUGUGUGGUUUCCUCUCUUGUGCUUUUCGCUGCACUUCGUCUGCUGGGCUCUGAUCUGCAGCAUCCUCAUCAUCUUCGAUUAUCCUGAACUCAUGGGCAUCAAGCAGGUGUACUACAAAUGCAUCGGCCGGAGGGACCCUCCGUGGGACGGGGCGAGUGGAGCUCAGAGGCUGCUGUCCCACCUGCGUCAUCCCGUGUGUGUGGAGCUGCUGCUGGUGCUGUGGGUGCUGCCUGCGCUGACACUGGACCGGCUCGUCCUGGCGGCGGCGCUGUCCUCGUAUCUGCUGUUGGGACAUUCUCUGGACAAACAGGACCUGGAUCAUGUUUGUGCUCGGUUCAAGCCCAGAGUCAUAAAACAGCAGUGA